UGAUAUCUGACACAGUCGUCUGGGGUUAGGCCUAGCCUGACUGACUUUUAACACGUUAUUUAAACCGUAUAAGUAAAUUGAAAUUCUGAUAUAAAGAGAAAAAAUGUGUUCCCAAAAUGUUGAGCUUGGUUUUGUGGAAAAGAUCGAUAGUUGGAGGCUUUCCUCACAUUUCUUUCCAAGUAAGGUUGGUGGUAAGCCAGCCUGGCUGGCGUUAAAGGGUCUACCCGUCAGUGAGCGGACUAGCUGCCCUUUAUGCGGUGAGCCGUGCGUAUUUCUGUUGCAAAUCUACUGUCCCAUUUCGGGUGAUGGAAGAUGUUUUCAUCGAGCAUUUUUUGUGUUCUGUUGCAAGAAUGCAGCAUGCCACACCAAGGCUAACAGUGAUAAGGUGCCAUUCCUAGUGUUUCGAAAUCAACUUCCAAGAUCGAAUGAAUUCUAUAGUAGUGAGCCACCGGAUGAGGGGCAGAUGCCUGAUGGAAGUGAACCCAGACUUGAAACUUUUGGUACAUGUGUAUGCGAGGUCUGCCAUUGCUUAGCGACUAAAAAAUGCUCAAAAUGCAAAGUAACGUCUUAUUGCAGUAGAAGUCACCAAGUAAUUAAUUGGAAACAGGGUCACCGUGAAACAUGUGGUACUAUUGGGGGUACAGGGUCACACAAGCCAAACGCACCAACUAUGGUUCUGUUCCCUGAAUUUGAAGUGGUAAUGGAAACAGAAGAGCAGGAAAUCAAACCAGUAUUAACUAAACCAGAGGAUAAACUUCUGAACGAGUAUUCUCAACAGAUGGCAAAUGAUGAAGGAAAGAAAACUGCAGCUUUAACAUUUGAUGAGAAGGAACUUGAGGGCAUGGCAUAUGGUGAGGAGGACAAACAAUUUAGAAAAUUUAAAGAAAAAACAGAAAUGGAACCUGAGCAGGUUCUGCGCUAUCAAAGAGGUGGUCAACCAUUGUGGGUGUCUUCAGAAGGACAACCAAAAGAGAGCGAUAUUCCUAAAUGCCAUUGUGGGGCUAACCGGCAGUUUGAAUUCCAGAUAUUACCUCAGCUGUUGGUAUAUAUGAAUGUUGACAGUAUUCAAGAUAGCAUUGACUGGGGCACUCUCUUAAUCUACACAUGUUCCAACAGCUGUGAUGAGGGACUUGCCUACAAAUCGGAGUUCCUAUGGCGACAGAAUUACAGCAACACUUCAUUACCUAAGGCAACUUGAUUCUGUAUUUAAUGGAAGAAAGUUACAGUGGGUUUGGCACAAUAGAAAGCUUUCACUACCUUGUUUGAAAAUCGAUUGCAAAAUCUUCCUGUUCCUGUUUGCAUACUCGUACAAAAAAUAGUGUUCUUUCACUGUCUCGUUUUCGCAUUCCCUGAGACCUGAACACACUUGGUCUGUUGCUGUGAACAUGCACUCCCUUGGACCGUGGGGACUCACAGUUGCUGCAAUGGUAAGGUGUGAUAGAGAAAGUUUAGGAUGACAACACACAGGUCAGCAAAUGAGUAAUUACAGUAAUAUUCUUGGGUUAGCAACACAGACGUUCCAAGACAAAACAAUGUAAAUUUACAAAAAUAUAAAAGUAGUAACCUUGUUUUGCUGGACAUCUCUAUGAUGGCAUAUUUUGCUUCUCUCAAUAUUAAAUAUAAUAUUCAUUUUUAAGCAACCAAUUACAUUGCUUUAGUUGGCUGGAGAAUGGUUUUGCAAAAUCAAUAUUGUUUGUACACUAUCAGAGGGGAGGGAGGGGGUACCAAAAAAUGAGUACUGUUUACACUUGUGAAAAUGUUGAUAAUUGUGAAUAGCCCCUUAGCUGUCAACAGACUACAAUGGAUUUGGCCAUUUGCGUUUACCAGACGAAUGUAUGACAUUGUACCGAAUGUUAACUUGGAUGCAUCCGAGAACUGAUGUGAUUGUUGGUACUCAGUAACUCUUCCAAAAUCAUGAGGUUGAAUACAUCUACAAAGUGUUUGAUCUUGGGUAACUCAUUUUUCCACUUCUGCCAACUCUUUAUUUAGCAGAUAUUUAGGCAAUGGCCAUCCCAACUAAGAUCCCGCCUACUUAGUUCCUGAAUUAUUACCUUUGCCUUUAGCGUGAAAGGACAAAUAUAGCCAUGAGGGUCAUACAGUACGUAGAGCUAAAAUACUCAGGAAUCCCCUUCUUGUAAGACGGUUUUCCAGUUUUUAGAUUUCAUAGCGAAGGUAAUCUCUUCGAGUCUACACAACUCCAGACUGACCAAUGUGGCAUCUAUAGCGCUAUAAUUUCUCCUAUAUAAAGUGGUUAAAUACAACGUUUGUCUCGUCCCAAUGACAUUCACUUGCUUAGCAAGCUUCUGUGAGCAGAAAGUAUUGAUAGAACUGUUUUCAAAAGGCAUACAUGUUAAUGUAACCACAGAUUCUCGCACUUGCACAGGCACAAAUAGUCAAAGCUACUUUCAUUUUCCAGCCCUUGGCUAGGUUACAGUAUGCACUACAUUCUGUUCUGGUAAACCCGGUCUGAAUUGGUAACUGUAAAGUUGGUUUGCUAGCAACAGAUAUAUGUUGUCAGUGAGUGGUCUAUGUAAACAUUUUGUGUACUUUUGUGCGAUUACUGUUUGGACAUGUGGCUUCUCAACCUUCCUCCUACUCUGAUUACAUCAUUCUCAACUUCCAACAUGGGAUCUAAAUUGCUGUAAUUCUUAAAACAUGUGUAAAUGUCAAUUGUAUUUAUUUUAGGUGGUCAUGUACUAUACAUUGUGUAAGACCCAACUUGGAAUAGCUGCCUUUUAACAAAAUAUUUAAAUUUUUAGGUGUGAUUUGGUCUAUACCCGUACGCAUCACUUGGUCAGUUGUGGUGGAUAUAUAUUUUAGGUGUCCAUACACCCCCUCCAUCUUCUUGAAUCUGGACUCUAGCCUAUAUACAGUUUUGUCUAUUCCGAUUGUUUAUUUCGACCAUUUCUUACGAAGCAUAUUUAAACCUCUUUAGUAACGAUCGCACAACUUUUGUGUAGUUAUUAGAACUUUUUUCUAAGCUCUUGCUCUUCAUUCUGCUGUGCCUUUUUUGUGAAUACUUUAUUUUUACACUUUUUCAGACAUUAUGCUCAUUUAUUAGUUUGGAGGUUACAUCUGUUUCUUUAACUUCAUAAGUUUGGAUCUUGAACUAAAGAUAACUUAUAAAGUAAAACUAUAGAGAGCAGUUGACCUAACGUAAAUUUUAUAAAUAACCAUUAUAAAUAAACUGUUCCAAAUCAAUCACACCCUUCACUCGCCAUCCAUAGUGAAGCGCACAGUGCGCGUCGGCCCAUCAUUGAGAGCGUAUUUAGUGAAUUAAAUUGCACUGCUUGCAAAAUGUUAUCGUAAUGCAUCAAUCCUUUGCGUUCGGGCCCCUAGAGGCAUUAUCCGCAUGAUUCAACCCACUCCGCACAUAUCGCCACUGUUUGACUCUGAUUCACUGUGUAUCACUGACAGUCUGUUACUGACGAAUGUUUUGAAUCGUUUUUUCCUCAUUUUUAAUAUACGGUAUUGCAAAACGAUCAUGCUGUCUGUCAAAAAUGUUGAAUGCCAUAUAGUCCACUUGUCGUCUAACCAUCUUAUCCAGGCAACAGUUGCUGCCAUCAACUUUAGCCUGGGGAUAGUAACCCUUUUUAUUGGGCAAAGACAGCAUCUUGCAGUCGACAAGGAACAAUGAACACUACCUUCCGAUUUGUUCGUCCUAUUGUAAGUGACUGCCCCAUAUGCCUUGCUUCUAAAACGUCUGAAAAAUGAUGUAACUAAUAAUAUUCAAUUUCCUUCCCAAGUUAUGGGGCUGAAUACAUCUGUUGAGUGUAAAUUGUCCAACAAAAGAGUCUGCCAGUAGUGGAUCGUCUCACUCUAGCUUCCGCUCACUUGGUUCCUGCAUCAAAACUGUUGCCUUUAGUGUAAAUGUUGAUGUUGUGGAUUGUAAGUUGAGCUUAAUGUGCUUAGCAAUCUCCUUCUAGUUUCGGGAUUAUACUUUACCUUUAUUUUGAAGUCGAAAGAGCCAAGUUCCACAUCCAAAUGUACGCAUAGAGCUUUCUCAGCUGGUAAAGCUUCACAACUUAAAUCUAAACAUUUCACCUGUUUUGCUCUUUCCUCUUCUGGAACCGAUUGUAUGGUCGUUGGACAGUUGGUCACUCUGUCAACCUGAACCCUCAUCUGGCAAGGAGACUCCUUAGUUCACUAACUCAAUAUUCAACAGCACUCUCCACAGAGAUUAGACAGUCAUCGACGUGUGGAACUCUCUGCUCACACUUCUAACUGUAUCCGUCCUGUAAUACUGUUUGUUAUCUUCUUUAGUCCACCCCAGAGCUAAUGCACAACAACUCUGACUCUACCGGAGGUAUCUCAGGACAUUUCUAUCUGCCGUUGGCUCCCUAGCCUGAUAGAACAUCAUCUGUACAUCAACUAUCACAGCAAAUGGAUACCUCCCAAACCGCAGUAAAAUACCCAGUGGAUUAUUAGUAAAGUCAGGUCCUUAAAAAAUCUCAUCAUUUAAAUAUAUUCCACUAUGUUUGGCAAUCAAAGACAAUUCUUACCUUGUCCUCUUCUUUCGGCACAGGGCUAUGCAGUAGAUACCAAACACCACAGGUUUUCGGAGGCUUACUGUCUGGAACAACUUCUGAAUGGCCAUCCUCCAAGAAACGGUUCAUCGACUUACCGUAUAGGUCAUAGAAGGAUUACUUUUCAGCCAUCCCCUCUUAGUCUCAGUUCAGCACUCAAACAGUUGUUAGGCAAGUUCGGCGUUCCGCUUUCGAAUGGUAUCGACCCUUGAUAAUGUCCUUCGGUAUACAUUAUAAUUUUUGCCCAUACAUCAACUGCUUUCUUGUCAUUGACAGACAGUCCUCUUGUAUCAUCCCCAUAACAAUUAGGAUUUUCGAAAAACUGAAAAAAUAUCUAACCUGCUGUUCGGGAGUAACAAAGUGUGAUGACACAGUUUUACUAGUUCUGCUGCCAACAGGGCCACUUACACCCCAGCCUAACUGGGUUCUUGUUGCAUAGCGUUAUCCUCGCUUUCCUGAUCGAACCUCUAAGACAAAGGGAAGUAGAGCCUCUGGAACAUGUAUGGCUUACGAUUAACAACAGUCUGCUUGGUAAUUAAAUGGCUUGUGAUGUUUUUAUUUAUUGUUUGUUAGUUGGGGCAUUUUCCAUGACUUAUUUAUUAGUUGGUUCUUUUUUAUAUCAUCAGAUGUAGGCAUAUUUACAUCAUUGUAAACAUUCACUUCAACGAAACAUAUGAUAGGGUUUUAUUUUAAAAUCAUUAAUGAAGAAUAGUUAUAUUGAUAUGCCAGAGGCAGAUCCAGAAUUGUUCAAACAAUAAGCGAGUAGCGCUUAUUUCAAUACAUAACAUUGACAUGCACUGAAAUUUUAAAAUUUAGUGGCAACGUUCCCCUUCUUGAUCCGGUAGUUGAUUUGUUUGAACUGGCAGCCAACGUGUUGGCUGCUCUGUUUUACAAUCUGCAGAAACUGCAGAUGGGAUGUACCAAAGAUAGAAUGCAAACGUACGUAUAGGUUCAUAUGACCAGUUAAUUACAAUUACUUCAUAAUUUAUAAGACAAGAACACAUUAUUGAUCCACAAAGGGAAACUCAAUGCUCUUCAAAUUCGUAUACAAUAUAAAUAUAAAUCCUUAAGACCUAAACAUACAAGUUCGACAAAUCAUCUUAACGCUAUCCACCUAAUUAAAGUAUCUCACCAUUCAUUUUGCUGAAUUUUGUAUGGGCGUGGUCCAUAACUGCCUAAAGAGGCGCUUAUAAUAGUAGCCACAUGUUCACAUCAUUCCACAGCGACAGGGGCUGAAAUAAACCAUAGCAUCGGGGUACUACCCCUAAUCUUUCGAAAGGUGCAAUGGGUUCUUUAAAGUGCACACGAGCCAGGCGUGUACAUAAUCUCUGGACCUCCAUUUUAAGUCCUUAUCCGAGAAGACAUGGUUUUACCAACCGAUUCAUUGUCGAGGUCCGAGGAACGGCUCGAACUAGCACCGAUGUUAAGGCUUAUAAGGGUUACCGCUCGGCCACUUGCGAAAGAAAACAAACAUUGAAAAGGCUAGAGCAUAGACAAGCAGUAAAAUAAAUGAAGUACACUGCUUAUUAACUCAUCUAAGAUCAUUAGGGUUUUAGGUUAGGUACAAGCGGAAUAUGAUCAUAUUAUUUUGUAAUUAAGAAAAUCGGAUCUAAUAAUUUUUUUUUGUAGUUUUUAACAUAAAACACUUCAAAUUAUGAAAAAUGCCUAAGAUCCGCACCUCGAUCUCACAAGGCUUCCCCCCCCCCCCCUUCCUGGAGCCAUUUUGGUGUCUCUACAAAUUCGCACCUACCAAAUAAAAAUCCUGCGUACGGGCCUGCAAUCUUCAAACUUUAACCCAAAGCUAACCAUAGUGGAGCCCCACUGUGCCUAAUCGAUUGGAAUAUGCAUAAAAAAAAUGAAUACAUUAUCGCCUUAGACUGACGUUUUCAGAAGUGGAUGAGUGUUUUCCGAGCUUAACUUGACUACUUUUACUGUGAUAAUGUCUAGACUGGUUAGGAUACGAAAAGGAAUUUGAGCAUGAUCUUUGUGUACUAGAUAAAAACGUUUUAAGACUAGAAUAAACUUCGUUUCACCAGA
Molecule: messenger RNA, 6563 nt
Organism: Anneissia japonica
Lineage: Eukaryota; Metazoa; Echinodermata; Crinoidea; Comatulida; Comatulidae
Product: programmed cell death protein 2-like
Exons: 4
Coding region: 104-1198 (364 amino acids)
Cellular component (GO): cytoplasm; nucleus
Source: RefSeq, a predicted model, not a curated record